Molecule: messenger RNA, 3447 nt
Organism: Dictyostelium purpureum
Lineage: Eukaryota; Evosea; Eumycetozoa; Dictyosteliales; Dictyosteliaceae
Exons: 9
Coding region: 1-3447 (1148 amino acids)
Biological process (GO): protein phosphorylation
Molecular function (GO): ATP binding; protein kinase activity
Source: RefSeq, a predicted model, not a curated record
AUGUAUGAAGAUGACUAUUUUAGUGAAUGUGAAAACGAAAGAUCCUCAACAAGCUCCAAAAGUGAGGAAAAUGAAGAUAGUGAUGACCAAUAUGAAGAUGACUAUGAUAAUUCAGUGAGUGAUCCAUCAUCAGAUGAUAAAACCGGUAAUAAUAUAAAAAAUGAUGAAGAUUAUCAAUACAAUGAAAAUAAAAGAUAUUAUCUCGGUCUAAAAAGAAAUAUGUCAUGUGCUUUUAAAAACAAAAAUAAAAAUAAAAAUAAAAAUAAAAAUAAAAAUAAAAAUAAAAAAAACGAUAUCCCAAAUGAAAUUAAUAUUACUAAUAAUGGUGAUAAUAAAGAAAUUAUAGAGAUUGAUGAAAAUAGAAAUAUUAUUAAAGUUCCAAAAAACUUACCAAAGAAUUUUAAACCAUUUGACGGUUCAUUUCUAAAAGUUCCAGAAUUCUAUAAAAGUCCAUCAGCAUUAAGCAGCCACUUUCAAAACAAAUCUUCCCAAUUCAACAAAAACCAUACAAGGAUUAAAUCAAUAAACAAUAGUAAUGCCACUAGUGACCAAUUAUUGAAGAAAAAAUUAGAAAAAACUUUAUUUUGCUCAACCCUUUACUUAAGUUUAGCUGUUUUAGAACCAAGUAUUAAAUUAGGAUCGGGCUAUACCAAAACAUCAUGUUAUGUUAAGAGCGUAGACACAGAUGUAACAGGUGGGGACUGUAUGUCCGCAAAUGAUCAAAUAUGGUGGUAUUCAUAUUGGGGACCAUCAUAUUUCUUCAUUUAUGUAUCACCAACUGGAUCAACUGGAUGGGACGAUGGUGGUGGUGAUGAUGGUGGUGAUGAUGGCGGUGGCGAAAGUGGUGAUGGUGGUGAAAGUGGUGAUGGAGGUGAUAGUGACAGUGGUACUGGCGAUAGUGACAGUGGUUCAGGUGGUAGCGGAGGUGGUAGUGGUGGUGGUAGCGGAGGUGGUGGUAGUGGCGGUGGUAGCGGCUUAAUGGCAGUUGCCAAUAGUUUAGAAGCCUCAACCACAAGUGGAUCAAACACACCAACUCAAGAAAUCUCACAUAGAAAGACAGCUAAAUUAACCAACUCCACAACAGGUUAUGCACCAAUCAGCGGUUCAUCAAGCAGCAGUUCAGGUUAUGGUUCAUGUUUCCAAGGUGUUUUUAAUGUCCAAUAUUAUGGAACCAAUAAAACACUUAUCGACACAUCAAUUUAUGGUUUAGUUUCAGGUAACGAAGAUUGGGUUGAUGCUUAUAUCAAUGAAUUUAAUGUUUCUAGUACCUAUUAUUGUUAUUACAACACAUACAACCAAGAUGAUGCCUUAUGGUUCCAACCACCAUCAUACAAUCAAUCAAGCUUAAUAGGCACAAUUGUUCUUGCUUCACUCGCAUCGUUAUUUUUAAUUAUUUCAAUUGUUUUAUUUGUUUUAGGUAUUCAACAAGGAAACAAUCACCACCAACACAAAAAUAACAAAUACAAACCAAUCAACAACAACAAGAACACAUCCUCAUCAUAUGGCAACAAAAAUAAAUCAACUUAUGAAAGCUAUCACAAGAGCUCUGGUUCAUACCACGGUGGCUAUGAAACUUACCAAGCCAACAACCCACCACCACAAUAUGUUCCAGUAUCCUAUUACCAAUAUAAUCAAGGUGUAGCUCAAAUGAAUGGUCAACCAACCAACAACAACAACAACAACAACAACAAUAUUUAUUUUACAAAUCAACCACCAGACAUAGACAAUAAAAACCAUAUAGAAGAUGAAGUGGAUGAAGGAAAACCGAUUUCAGAUGAAUCAGCGGAUAUAGAUAUUAAAGAUAUAGUUGUUGGAGAUUCUAUUGGCUCAGGUUCAUAUGGUAUGGUAUAUAAAGGAUUCUAUUUCAAUUCUGAUGUUGCAAUUAAAAAGAUUCCUGGUGAUCAUCAAAAAGAAUUACAAAAAUACUUAAAAAGAGAAGUAGCAGUUUUAAAAAAUAUUCAACAUCCAAAUAUUGUACAGUUUAUAGGUGUUUAUUAUGAUCAAAAUACAGGUCCAUCAUUGGUUAAUAGAAUUUUAAAUGCAAACUCAACUUGGAUUGUAACAGAAUAUAUUAGUGGUGGUAAUUUACAUGAAAAAAUAAAGGAUACCAAAAAUGAAUUCCCAUUUGCAUUAAGAGUUAAAUUAUCUUUGGAUAUAGCUUUAGCAAUGGCAUAUUUACACAGUAGAGAUAUUAUUUUUAGAGAUUUAAAAAGUAAAAAUAUUUUAAUUGACGAUUCAUCUUCACCAAUUCGUGGUAAAGUUUGUGAUUUUGGGUUUGCUAGAAUUUUAAAUAAAAAACAAGGUGGUAAUAGACAUUUAUCUAUUUGUGGUACAGAUGAUUUCAUGGCACCAGAAGUUAUUUUAGGUAUGGAGUAUGACGAAAGAGCAGAUAUAUUUUCAUUUGGUGUUGUAUUGUUAGAAAUGGCGAUAAGAAAAAAAGUUUCAAAAGUAUUAGAAAGGGGUCCACAAACAGUAUUUGAAAUUGAUCAAGAUAAAGCUCGUGAAUUAAUUCCUGAGGAUAUUCCAGAGCUUUUUUCAGAGUUGGCCUUAGAGUGUAUAAAACAUCAAGCGGAAGAAAGACCAACAUUUUCACAUAUUAUUAAUGUCUUAAAACAAUUAUCAUCACUUUAUCCAGUAGUUCACACCUUUGAUAAUCCAUUAUCCCCAACCUCAUCACCAAUAACACCAAGAAAGAACUCAUUAAAUUCACCAUUUUCAAAAGCUAUGAGAAUGAAUUCGUUCGAUUUCAAUUUAUCAACAAUGAUCCAAAGUCCAAGUGUAAGAAAUAAUUUAAAAAAUAAUAAUUUUAAUUUUAGUUUAAAAUUAAAUCAAUUAAAUCAGCAGCAACAGCAGCAACAACAAUCGCAGCAACAUCCACCUAAUCAACAACAGGAUACAAAUCAUAGUGACAGUACAAAUUAUGACGAUUUAAAAAAUAGUUUACCAUCAAUUGAUAAUGAAAAAAGCGGUAAUAAUAUUGAUGAUUUACUCGAAGAAAAUGAAGAGGAAGGAGAAGAAGAGGAAGACUUGGAUAAAGAGGAGGAAGAAAAUAGAAAAAAAGUAGAAAAUUUAAAAGAGAAAAUGUUAGUUGUAUUAAAUGACUUUUCAGUUUACAUCAACAAUAUAGGCAAAGAUUUAUUAAUGAUUACCGAUGAAGAACAGAUUUCAAAUCAUUACGACGAAUGUAGAAAAGUAAUUGAAAUUAAGAAGGUUUUAGGUGAAGUUAUCGAGGGUGAAAUUAUACCCCCAACAACUCCAAAGAAAGCCACACCAAAUACUAGAGUAGCCGUAUUUUUAAAAUCAAUGGAUAGAUCAUUACAAGAAAUUCAUUUAAGUACCGAAGCCUUAAAGAAAAGAAUAUUAAAAGAACAGGACUUGAUUGAAUCUUUGUUAUUGGCCCGUGUUUGUGUUAAUAUUAAUAAUAAUAAUUGUAAUAGUAAUAAAUAA